AUGUCUCAAGAACAUACUACUGUUGCUGUUAAUCCUGCUGGCUCCUUGGAAAACGCAAUUGCGGAUUUGCGUGAAGAAGUUCGUGGUCUGGCUGUCGAAAUUUCGAAGGCUGGCGGUCAGCCAGAAAAGGAGGUGGAACCCCUACGUCUUUUGCUGGGCAAAAGGGCUGCUGACUUGCAAUCUCUGUUGGAUCUGGUUGUCUUGACAUCAGAUGGAUCUGGAUUGCCUCCUGGUUUUUCUUCGUUGCGCUCUGCUGCCAAGGCUGUCAACUCUUUUGUACCUGACGGUCUUCCCUUGUUCCAAUGGACCGGCCUGAUUAGGGAUAGUAACAGGGAAAGUUUUCCGAAUGUUGAAGCAUGUAUUCGUCGGUUUGAGGAUGUACUCAUCUCUCAUGAAAUGAGCCUUGACACCGACUGGUCCCGCUUGUUGCCCCGUUGCUUAGGUAUUGACCUGCGUAACUGGCUGAAUGAAUUUGUCGAAGGACAAGGGGAUGCGCAGAUCUCUUGGUCCGCUGUGAAGAAGGCGAUCAUCUCUCGUUACGGUGUUCCUAGGGAGCAAAGUUGGUUUGCUCGGAUCCGUGAAUUCUUGGCUUGCACGAAGCAAGACAGUGAGUCUGUUGACUCCUUCCUGGAACGGUUUAAGGGUUUGAGAGCAAGAUCCGAGGUGUCUGACAAGCAUGUGGCUGCUCUGGUGUUCUUCGAUGCGUUCCCGAAUUCUGUUUCUCGCUUGCUUACUGUAGCAAUGAGCCAAGCUUCCGAAACUUCGUUCUAUGAUAUCGACUAUAUGUCUUCUGUGGCCCGCCGUCUGGAUGCGACUAUUGAGAAGAAGGUCGGUAAGGGUGUUGAUCGCUUGGGCUCUCGCAAGAGAGAAGCGGAUGCUUCACACCUUCCAGUAUCCAAUGAGGCUAAGAAGUCAAGAUGGUACGAGGAACCGAGUUCUUCUGGUGCUCGUGGGGCUUCUUCGCGUCGUUCUAAUUCUGGUGUCAGGGAUCCUUGGGUUUCGAAGUUUGGCAAGACCAUGGCUCAACAUCGUGCGGAGCAAUCGUGCAAGGAAUGCAAUGGACACUACGGAAAGGGCCAUUCGUGUGCCAACGGUGGUUCUUCUGGUCCUACGAAGACUGUUCGCAUGAUGACGAAGCGUCCAACAGUACAAUCCAUGGUGAACAAGGCUUUGGCGUCUGAGGCUGGUGCUGCCGUACUUCGGGAAAAGAGCAGGGAGAUCAAUGCCUGUUCCGCUGCGUCUUCGGUUGCUGCUUCUGUCGUUGCUGCUUCUGUUCCCGUGCGGGAUGAAGUUAGUCCUGGUUUGUCUUCUGUUCAGGAGACUGAGAACACUGAGGUUGACUCUGAUGUGGAAAUGUCGGAAUCAGAUGGUCAUACUAUCACCGAUGCUGAGGACCUGUGUGGUCGAGCUCAGGCUUCGAUUGUUGAUGGUAUGGACAGUGUUUCUGUGUCUGAUGUUGACUUGGUGCAGAAUUUGUCUGCUCAAGAAUGUAAGUUUGAUGCUGUAUUUAGUGCACCUCCUACAUUGCGUUCCAAUGCCAUUUGUGUUCCAAUUGUGGUACAAAAUGUCAUUUGUUUCGGCAUCGUAGACACUGGUGCGACUUUUAGUUGCAUUACUGACGAGUUUUUCGAUCAUCUAGGAGGUCGUACUCAUUCUGGUUUUGAAGCUGCUGCUGCUGACAGUAUUGUACAGUUGGCACAUGAAGCGACUACCGUUCCUCGUGUUGGUUCUGUGGUCUUGAAUGUUACUUAUAAUAAAGUUGUUAGUUCACAUUCAUUUGAAGUUUUUACAUUUUAUUCGGAAGAAAAUGUACAUGUGUUAUUGGGAAUGGAUGUUCUCUCUAAGAUUGGUAUUGGUAUUAGUGGUUUAGUGAGUCAGCAUGAUUUUCAGACUGGGCCCAGAAAGCCAGAUCCUGUUGACGACUCGAUUGAACCUAAUCACCAUCCAUUUGGUAGUGAUAAGGAACGUGCUCCUUACGUUAGGCUAUUGAAUGAACUGUUAUUGGAGAAUUCGCAAAUUGACAUGAGAAAUACUCAGUGUAAUUUGCCUGAUUCUGUUAUCAAGCUGGAUACUAAGCCUGGCUGUGUUGCCUAUCGUGCUCAAUAUCCACUUGCGGAGGCCUAUAGGGAUGCUGUUAAUAAACAGAUCCAAGUGUGGCUUGAUGAAGGCGUUAUCGAACGAUCGGCGAGUCAUACCCGCUUCAAUCAUCCGUUGUUGGUGGUGAAGAAGAAAGAUUCGAAUGGCAAUUAUGACAUGUCUAAGCCUCGUGUGGUGUUAGAUGUCCGUAAGUUGAAUUCGAUUUUGGAGGUUGAUGACAAACAACAGUUGCCGUUGAUUUCAUCUAUUCAUCAGAAUAUUGGGAAUAAAACGAUUCAUACUUGUCUGGAUAUCCAUGCUUGUUUUACCAGUUUUGGAUUGGAUCCCUCGCAAGCUCAUAAGGUUUCGUUUACUUCGCCGUUUAGCAAUACUCAGUACACCUUUCGGAAGGCUGCGUACGGUAUUCGUCAUGUUGGUUCAGUAGUUGUUCGUACAUUGCAGAAUCUGUUGUCAGAUCUGAAUACGUCCAAUGCUGCUACUCCCAAUUCUACCAAGGAUGACCAGUCAGUGUUCUGCUACGUUGAUGAUAUAAUCUGUAGUACCUCGGGUAGCUUGGAAAAUCACUUUAAACUUGUUGCUGAAGUGAUUCGUCGUUUGACAAAGGCUAAUCUGGUUUUGAAUCCAGAGAAGGUGGUCUUUGCUCAGAGAAGCAUUUACCUUUUAGGAUGGAGUGUAAUUGAUGGCAAGUUAGUCCCUGAUGGAAGAAAACUUACCAAUAUCAUGCAGUGGCCUCCUAUUAAGACUGGUAGACAGCUUGCUUCGUUUCUGGGUCUGAUGUCCUAUUUCCGAUCUUCUAUUCCGAUGUAUUCUCGCUUAACGGGUGAUCUCGACUCGUUGAAGCAGUGUAAAGAUUUGUCGAAGGUCUGGACGGCAAGACAUGACAGAACUAUUGCAAAUUUGAAGGAUGCACUUACCAAUGCGUUGGUUAUGUCCACCCCUGAUUUCUCAUGUCGAUUUCAUUUAGCUACUGAUGCUAGUCUCACUGCAAUUGGUGGUUUGUUGUACCAAGUGAUUCAGAAUGAAAUUCGGUAUAUUGGUUUGGUAUCGCGUAAACUCUCUCCUUCUAAACGCAAUUACAGUACUACGAAACGUGAGCUUUUGGGAAUUUGUUAUUCAUUAGAAAAGUUUCAUCGGUUUCUGUAUAUGAGUCGGUUUACCCUGCACACGGAUCACAAGAGUUUGAUCUAUUUGAAUACGCAAGAGAUUCCUAAUGCGUUGAUGCUUGGGUGGUGGGAGAACAUCUUUUCUUACACUUUUGACAUUGUUCACUUACCUGGUGUUUUGAAUGUCAUUCCUGAUGCUUUAUCUCGGCUGUAUGAAGAUGACGAUGCUUCCGCACGCCAUCUUCUGGGGGGCAGGUACUAUGCUGAUGGAGGUGAAAGGUUGAAGCAGAAGAGAAAGAUGGGUUCUAAGUUGAAAUCUACCACACCAACUGUUCAAAUGAAACGUAUUCCUGUUCGAAUUACUCGUGUUUUACGAAAGGAUACUAGUAUUGGUGAUGAUGGCCUGGUUGAUGUGAAGCAUUCUUCGAUGAAAGCUAGCACCUCAUCAGCUGCCUCGUCAAAGCAACAACAAGAGUUAAUUUUACGUACUAUGAAGUUUCGCGAUUAUGUUACCCCACCUGCUACUGAACGAGAUAAUAUGAUUAUUUCUCAACAUUUGGUCGGUCAUUUCGGAAUCAACCAUGUUGAAACUGCUAUUCAUCAUGAAGGAUUCCAUUGGACUAACAUUCGUAAGGAUAUUGAACGUAUCUUGGGGGAUUGUAUUGAAUGUAACAAGUUCAACAUUGCUCGAGAAGGUUAUCAUCCUUUCCGAAGUGCCAAAGCUGAUCAACCUUUGGAUCAUUGGUGUAUGGAUCUUGGUGAUAUGGGUGUCACAAGUUCAUUCGGUAGCAACUUCAUAUUCGUAAUGACGGAUAUUUAUAGUCGAUUUACGGUCAUUCGCUGCAUUCCAGAUAAGCAUGCUACUACUAUCGCUCGUGAAUUACUUCAGGUUUUUUCUCUUUUCGGUUGGCCAAAGAUCUUGACAUCUGAUAGAGGAAAGGAAUUCAUCAAUGAGGUUGUAGAAGCUAUGGUCGAGAUCAGUGGUAUUGACAGACGUCUCUCGUUAGCAUGGAACCCGUUGGGUAACAGUGUUGCGGAGAGUUGGAUUAAACUUGCAAAGUCGACAACAGUUAAGUUGCUUAAAGGAAAACGUGAUCAGUGGGAACACUAUAUUCCUUGGGUUAAUUAUUGUCUGAAUGUCAAGUAUGCUAGAUUGCACAAGUCUCGUCCUUAUACGAUUUUGUUUAAUCGCCAACCUAAUGGUUUGACGGAUUAUUCAAAGGUAGACUUGACUCGUAGUUACGAUGUAGUGGAUCAGAAGAAGAUUGAUGAGAAGUAUAGCUUCGUUCAAAAUGUUCUUAUUCCAGCUAUCUCGAAACGUAUUUUAGAGACUCAGAAGAAGGAUCAUGCCAAUUUUGCUAAGAAGCACAAGAUCAUCGAGAAGCCUUAUCCCGUUGGGAGUAAGGUGAUGGUAGUGAAUGAGAAUAAGAGCAACGAGUUGGAUGUUCGAUAUGAGGGUCCCUAUUUGAUCAACGGAAUUACUAGCAAAGGCUCGUACGUUCUGAUGGAUCGUACAGGUAAUCUCCUGAGUUAUGAUGUACCUACGCAUAAAUUAGUGUAUAAUGCUGCGGCUAAUGCUACGCUAACUUCUAAAGAGGACUUUAUUCGCGAACAUCAAGAGAUUCAAGCGGUUAUCAACCAUAGAGGCUCACCGGGCAAGUAUAAAUACUUGGUGCAGUGGAAAGGAUUUGAUGAACCUACUUGGGAACCUAUUGAACAUUUCAACUCUACUGAAUGUAUUGAAUUAUAUUGGGGUAGAAGGAAUGGUGCAAAGGCUGUUGGCAAGCGCAAGAUUGCUCCUGCAACAGUAAAUCAGAAUAAGGCUGCUACUCGUCCUCAGAAGAAACGUGGUAGACCAGCUAAGAAUCGGUCUUAA
Mucor velutinosus is the source of this 5076-nucleotide messenger RNA. RefSeq lists its product as uncharacterized. NCBI's taxonomy places the organism in Eukaryota, Fungi, Mucoromycota, Mucoromycetes, Mucorales, Mucoraceae. Gene Ontology annotation, molecular function: aspartic-type endopeptidase activity; nucleic acid binding. Gene Ontology annotation, biological process: DNA integration; proteolysis. The coding region runs from base 1 to 5076 and encodes 1691 amino acids. The record is from RefSeq and is a predicted model, not a curated record. The transcript has a single exon.